Meleagris gallopavo (turkey) is the source of this 2661-nucleotide messenger RNA. It is a transcript of the gene PTPN6, whose product is annotated as protein tyrosine phosphatase non-receptor type 6. Gene Ontology annotation, biological process: peptidyl-tyrosine dephosphorylation; mitotic cell cycle; intracellular signal transduction. Lineage: Eukaryota; Metazoa; Chordata; Aves; Galliformes; Phasianidae. Gene Ontology annotation, cellular component: cytoplasm. Gene Ontology annotation, molecular function: phosphotyrosine residue binding; non-membrane spanning protein tyrosine phosphatase activity. The record is from RefSeq and is a predicted model, not a curated record.
AUUUAUUAGCUACACCCCAGGAAGUGUUUUGCAAAUGGUGAAAACCAAGCCCUCUGCCUGAGGCCUGCUUUUUGCCUAGCCUGGAGCUACCACCUUUAGUCUGCCCAGAAACAAACAGAGCUCAGUCAGGAUCCUGCCUGUGUGCAUCAGACGGGACCUCCUGGUUUAGGGGUGUGGUACUUUCUCCAGCAGCUGCUGUUUAACCUCCCAUCAGUGGGGAUCUGUGUGUCAAGAUCCUGAUGCCAUCCUGUGGGUGGUUUCAUCGUGACCUGAGUGGGCUGGAAGCUGAAGCCUUACUGAAGGGACGAGGUGUCCAUGGGAGCUUCCUAGCCAGACCCAGUCGAAAGAAUCAAGGGGAUUUUUCCCUUUCUGUUAGGGUUGGUGAUCAGGUAACCCACAUCCGUAUCCAGAAUACUGGGGAUUUCUAUGACCUAUAUGGAGGAGAGAAGUUUGCCACACUUUCAGAACUGGUGGAGUACUACACGCAGCAGCAGGGCUCACUGCAAGACAAAGAUGGAACCAUCAUUGACUUGCGAUAUCCGCUCAACUGUUCUGAUCCCACUACAGAGAGGUGGUACCAUGGGCAUCUGUCAGGUGCUGCAGCUGAAUCACUUCUCCAAGCCAAGGCCACCCCAUGGACCUUCUUGGUGCGGGAGAGCCUCAGCAAACCUGGGGAUUUUGUCUUGUCUGUCCUGACUGAUCAACCUAAACCUGGGUCUGAUGCUCCACCAGCUGGAGCAACCAGUGCCUCUGGGGCCCGUCUCAAAGUCACCCACAUCAAAAUCAUGUGUGAGAAUGGACGUUAUACAGUGGGAGGUACUGAAAAGUUUGACAGCUUGGCUGAUCUUGUGGAGCAUUUCAAGAAGACUGGGAUUGAAGAGGUGUCUGGCUCUUUUGUAUACCUGAAGCAGCCCUACUAUGCUACAAGGGUGAAUGCUGCUGACAUUGAGAAUAGAGUGCAUGAACUGAAUAAGAAGAGUUUAUCUGAGGAAACAUCAAAGGCUGGAUUCUGGGAGGAAUUUGAUAGCCUGCAAAAACAGGAAGCCAAACAACUAUUUGACCGUCAUGAGGGCCAGAGACCUGAGAACAAGAGCAAGAAUCGAUACAAGAACAUCUUGCCUUUUGAUCACUCUAGAGUCAUCCUCCAAGGAAGGGACCCAAAUAUCCCUGGAUCUGACUAUAUCAAUGCCAACUAUGUAAAGAACAAUCUGAUCAGUCCGGAUGAGUGCCCUAAGACCUACAUCGCCAGCCAGGGUUGUCUGGAUACCACUGUCAAUGAUUUCUGGCAAAUGGUGUGGCAGGAGAAUACACACAUUAUUGUUAUGACCACACGGGAAGUAGAAAAAGGACGGAAUAAAUGUGUGCCCUACUGGCCAGAGGCAGGCAGCACAAAAGAAUAUGGUCCCUACCUUGUGGAGAAUGUUGGGGAGCAUGACGCAUUGGAAUACAAACUCCGGCAUCUCUGUGUGUGUCCAAUAAAUGAUAGUGAGGCUGUGCGUGAGAUCUGGCAGUACCAGUACCUGAGCUGGCCUGACCAUGGUGUCCCCAGUGAGCCAGGAGGAGUGCUGAGUUUCCUCGAUCAAAUAAACCAGAAGCAGGAGAGCAUUCCAGAUGCGGGGCCUAUUCUGGUGCAUUGCAGUGCUGGGAUUGGCCGCACUGGGACUAUCAUCGUCAUUGAUAUGAUAGUGGAAACAAUCUCCACCAAGGGGCUAGACUGUGACAUUGACAUCCAGAAGACCAUCCAGAUGGUGAGGGCCCAACGCUCAGGGAUGGUGCAGACAGAAGCCCAGUACAAGUUCAUCUACAUGGCCAUCUGCCAGUUCAUAGAGACAACAAAGAAAAAGCUGGAGGUUAUCCAGUCUCAGAAAAGCAAGCAAAGUGAGUCAGAGUAUGGGAACAUUGCCUACCCACCUGCAGUGAAGAAUUUGCAUGCCAAGGUCUCACGAAAAUCCUCCAAGCAGAAAGAGACAAUUUAUGAAAAUUUGGGUAAAAAGGAAGAGAAGGUACGGAAACAGAUGUCCUCGGAGAAGAAACUGAAAAGCUCGCUGAAGAAAAAAUAAGCACAGAUUGCAGGUAGCCCCAAGGGAGUUUCAACAUGGAGUGCACGAUGGGAGCUCACAUCCAUGCUGCCCAGUCUCACAUUUCUGUCUCUUGGACAGUAGACCUUCCCCAUUCCUUCCAUGCCAUCUUUCAGAACUCUGAACCAGGCUGCUUUCUAGCUAGCUGACCGACUUCAGCAUCCCUUGCCUGUACAUGCCUGUGACAACUCCCACUGCCCUUCAUCAUUAACAGGAAAAAUCACCUCUUCUUUCCCUUGAUCCUCGUGCACUGGCACUCAAACUCACUGCUGCUUCAGCAGUUCCUCUUUUUGAGGAGUUAAGGAAGAGCUUUACAGGAAAUACAUCUCUAUCUGCCCCUUUGAGUUUAGCCUGUUUAGCAUUCCCUGAGAAAUCAUCUUUUAAAAUCUGGCAUUUCUGGCCUGUUUCAGCUUAGCUCCUCUGUAGUUCAACAGGAAACUUCCCCUUUUCUCUCUCCUGUCCCUCUACACAAUAAUCUUUUCUUUUCCAUCCUACAAUUGAAUGAUGUAAAUAUGCCAGACUUUGGUGUGACGGUCAUUUUAUCUUCUGUUUGUAAAUAAAGGUGUACUUGUUUGAAUGCUGA